UGUGCAGGGACAUCUUAUUGUACCGUUAGAAGUAUGCGUACUACUAACCUGCUGUAUUAAGAGGCCGUUAUAAUGGAUUUGACCUCUGUUCUUGUGUUUAAAGUUGCACGAGAGAUGGUUUUGCAGUGGAGGUGUUGUAGAAAGCGUCCAGCGUGUUAUUGUUGAUGUAGAGGGAGCUGUCUGACCAGCGCUCUCCUCAGGCUCAGGGGAAUUACUAACUUUAACUCUUUCUCCCUAUAAACUCGCGUUAAGAGUGUUUGCUGAAAAUGCAGUCUCAGACUCGGGCUGUUUUGAAAUAUGCUGUUAGGAGACCGUGUAUUUUUGAUGGUUUGUGUGUGAUGUAGUCGCCUGUACUUGUGGAUUUGCCAGAAAGCUCCAUCGCUUCGCGUGCAGGGCGCGAGCGCUGUUGACGAGCUGUCAAUCAAGUGAGUGGAAGUGCACGAGCACCGUCACUCAAAUUUCUGUAGAUAACAACCGAUUAUUGCAGCUGAUCUCCAAACUUCAGGCCGAUGUCUUCACUUAGACGGAACGUUUAAGCUCACCAGCCCUAUGCUAAAAGACCAAUGGACAUCCUUCGGUUCAUAGAAGGAUAAAAAAGCUUUUCUGAAAAAAAAAAGAUGAAAAAAUAAUAUUCCAAUUAUUGUAAAAAAGUACAUUGCGGUUAGUUAAAGUGUCAGUUCACUAACGAUGUAAAAACUUAUGUGACAGCACCAGUCACCGUUUGCUUAUUGCAUGAGGGGAAAACUGAAAGAGAAUGGUGACUGAGGCUAUCAUGCUUCAUCUUUUGUGUUUCACAAAAACACAAAUGGUGAUGAGCCUGCGGGUGUCAGAGCUGCAGGUUCUUCUGGGCUACGCCGGCAGAAACAAACAUGGACGAAAGCACGAGCUCUUGACUAAAGCCUUACACCUCCUUAAAGCCGGCUGCAGCCCUGCCAUCCAGAUGAAGAUCAAGGAGCUCUACAGACGACGCUUCCCCACCAAGCUGGUGUCCCCGGCAGAACUGGCCCUGCCCGGAGUCCACCCCGCCGCUGCCUCCCUGCCCCCCGGCCUCACACAGUUGGGAUUUGAUGGGCAUGGAGCACCCCCGUCCCCUCUUCUCCCCAUCUCCCUCCUCGGGCCCAAACACGAGCUGGGCCUGCCCCACCUCCCCACGAACCUGCACCCCGUACACCCUGAUGUCAAACUGCAGCGGCUGCCCUUCUACGACCUACUGGACGAGCUCAUUAAACCCACGAGUCUUGCUUCAGACAACAGCCAGAGGUUUCAGGAGACAUGUUUUGCAUUUGCAUUGACGCCACAGCAGGUCCAACAAGUCAGCAGCUCAAUAGAUAUAUCUGGGACCAAAUGUGACUUUACAGUGCAAGUACAGUUACGGUUUUGUCUAUCAGAGACGAGCUGCCCUCAGGAGGACCACUUCCCCCCUAAUCUUUGUGUUAAAGUCAAUGGGAAACCGUGUAAUCUUCCAGGAUAUCUGCCUCCUACCAAAAAUGGCGUGGAACCAAAGAGGCCCAGCAGACCCAUCAACAUUACCUCAUUGAUCAGACUGUCCACAACUGUCCCCAACACCAUCAUAGUGUCCUGGACCUCAGAAAUUGGACGUAGUUACUCUAUGGCGGUGUACCUGGUCAAACAGCUUUCAUCUACAAUGCUAUUGCAGAGGCUACGGGCUAAAGGCAUCAGAAAUCCAGAUCACUCCAGAGCACUCAUAAAGGAAAAGUUAACGGCAGACCCUGACAGUGAAAUAGCAACCACCAGCCUAAGAGUUUCAUUAUUAUGUCCGCUGGGAAAGAUGCGGCUAAUGAUUCCGUGUCGGGCGUUGACGUGCUCACACCUGCAGUGUUUUGAUGCUACACUCUACAUCCAGAUGAAUGAAAAGAAGCCCACAUGGGUGUGUCCUGUAUGUGACAAAAAAGCACCCUAUGAACAUCUCAUCAUUGAUGGGUUGUUCAUGGAGAUUCUGAACAGCUGUUUAGAUUGUGAUGAAAUCCAGUUCAAAGAAGAUGGCAACUGGGCCCCCAUGAGGUCGAAAAAGGAAGUGCAGGAGGUGUCGGCUUCAUAUAAUGGCAUUGAUGGUGGAUGUCGUACAACAGUAUUGGAGCAGAACUCUCAAACAAACGGCAACAGUGGAGGCAACAGCAAAAAAGUGGAGGUGAUUGAUUUGACUCUUGACAGCUCGUCUGAAGAAGAGGAAGAUGAAGAACCUCCUCAGAAGAAAAGCUGCCCCUCGCUAUCUAGCAUCUCUCCUCAGAUGGAUAAUGGGGUACUAAAUCUCCACAGACAAGCGUCUCCUGUGAGUCGAACUCCCAGCAUGCCUCAGGUGGACACCAAUUACAUUCCCCCACCUCCUCCCCUCAUUCAGGACUACCGCCACUACUACUCUACACCCACUGACCUGUCAGAUCUCAACUUUUUUCCUUUUUUACAAGGAGAGAAUCAUCAGCACUACAACAUGGUGAUGGCAGCAGCCGCAUCAGCCUCUGAAGAUCACGACCUCCUCCUGAGUCGUUUUCUCCCGUACGGCUCGUCCCAGCUCUUCCUGGACCCUCCCUCUACCCCUGUAAACAACAACCUCCCUCCCAUGAACGUCAAUGGCAGCAGCACCGGCAGUAGCCUGGUGUCCUCCAACAGCCUGCGGGAAAGCCUCGGACAUCCACCUGCCCCACGCCCCACCUCCGAAUUGGCCCCCACGUCUGCCAUCUACGGUCCCAUCCCAGACGUCAUCUCUUUAGACUGACCCAGGGACCGAAACUGACUGAAGAGACUUCCAAACAUUGGGAAGAAAACAGGACAAUACAGGAUGACUGAAGGGUGUUUUUGUAAACGAUGAUAAUCGUUGCCGUGUACAGAGAACAAAUAUAUUUUUUGUUUUACUUUUGUAUAUACGUAUCUAUCUAAUGUAUAUGUACACUUGAAAGAGUUUUUGUUUGUCACCUCUGGCUUGCUAAAAUUACUUUAGAUUUUGUCUCAUGGGAGACUGACGCCCUUAUUCCUUCACAGCUUUUUUUUUAACAGCCUCUUCAAUGUAAUAUGAACACUUUUUAUAUCACUGACCCAUCAUAUUCUGUAAUGGUCUAUAUUUUGUCUGAUUCCACAGGGCACAAUGGCUGCGAUCGGACCGUCUGCCGGACUCUUGGUUCAGCAAAACUUGUCUUCGGCAAUCCAUAACAUUUGCCCUAAACGUGCAGGAUUGUUUUAUAUAAUGCUUUUAAAGGGAAGGUUCACCCAAAAAUGAACAUUCUGUCAUCGUUUACACACCCUCAUUAAGUAUAUUCUUCUGUGGAACACAAAAGAAGAUAUUUUCAUUGUUUUAUUUCCCCCAUACAAUGAAAGUCGGUGGGGUCCAGUGUUGUUUUAGACCCCAUUAAAACCCUCUUUUGUGUUGCACAGAAGAAAGUCGUACAGGUUUGAAAGAGUAAAUGAUGCCUAGAUCAUUUCUUGAUGAACACUUCCUUUAUUUUGAUGGGCCGUUAAGAAGCAUUCCUUUACAUUCAGGUUAACAACUGGAAGUAAUAGCGUUGUUACAGAUGGCCAAUGUCUGACCUCAUGAUUCUUAUGUGAAAUCUAAUUCAUGACUGUUUUUAAAACGAUGUAAUUCUCUAACAAUUUUGCAUCCAUAUUUUCUUGCUCAAUGCCAAAAUAACACUGUUUAGUGUUUAUGAUUCUAGAGUGAGAGCUUGUGAGUUCAGUGAACUUAAAUGUACACUUUGUGUGGAAAGUAAGGAUUUACUUUUUUUUUUUUGGGGCUACCAUGCUUAAUGUUGAUGGUUCAAUAAUUUUUUUCUUUCUCCUUUCCUACCGUCCCUCUCUAAUUGAAUUUUUCAGAAGGAAUGAUUUGUUUGGAGGUUCUGCAGUGGGUAGAUGGUGAGGUUACGAUGUCCUUAGUGUUGGCGGGAAACUUCUCACAGGUGUCAAGCAGUGACUGAGGUCUCUGUUCAGUUGUCGUCUGUUAGGUCAUCUGUGUUUGGUACUGUACAGGAAAACUAAAGCCACUCAUCGUUUCUACUGUUUUGUCAUGUGUGCCUUGUGCGAGUGUGUUUUGUGCAUGAAAGACUGGACCUGUUAUUGUGUGUGUGUGUGUGUGUGUGUGUGUGUGUGUGUGUGCGUGUGUGUUUGCUGGUGUGGCUCUCUCAGUGUGUUGACCAGACCUCCUUUCAAAGCCUAAUUGGGUUUGGGACUGGGGUAAUUGCAUGUGGCAGAAUCUAGCUAUCGCGUUUUGUUGUUUCCUUUGACCUCUAAACCUCUUUUUAUCCUACGUUUCUUCCAAAGUAUUAGAUGUUUAUCAGUUGAUUUAUUUCUUGGCUCUAGGAUUGGUUUGGAAUAUAAUUGGUUAAGUAAUUAAUGAGAUAAGAAUGACGGAGACAAAAAUACAUAUGCUGUUGUUGCAAAAUUCUUAAAACCAAAUCUCUAGCAGUGUUAAUGUGUGACACUUUAUUUAAACAAGUAAAUUUGGACAGUUCUUGUCUUUUAAUUCGGUGUGUCUGUCUCAUGCCAUUGUGUAUUUGACAAUAUUUGUUUGCUAGGAUACACAGAUAAGGUUCAGUGACAAACACAAUACAAGUUUUCAUUAAUACAUUAAAGGGAUAGGUUGUGUGUGUAUGAAUGUGCGUAUGAAAGCAUGUGUGCAUGUUUUGGUUUUUGAUGGAAGGCAAACAUUGUGCAAACUUGGAUGGUCCAGUGAUGUGCAUUUAUGUGUUAAAAGUUGGAUUCGCAACCUCAUAACAAACGUAUUAAUAUAAUUUAGAUGCUGAACUGUGUUAUGAAUGGACUUCGUGUCAAAGUCCAAGUUUAUUUUAUUUUCCAUUUCAGUUAGCUGGCAUCUAUGUUCACUGCCUUAAAUUUCAUCCACUCUGUGUCUAUGUGGCAUGUUUUAUGAAAAGAAAAAAAGAAAAAGAUUUUUAAGACGUGGAAGACCUAUUGUACAGUAGACCAAUGUCAGUUUGUAUAAAGUACUAAGUGAAAAAAAUAUUUAUUACAUGCAUUGAAAGAAAUUGUUUACCUAUUGAAUGUUACAUGUUUAUGUAGAGACAUUUAGAUGUAAUAAAAUGCAUUGAGUUAA
Carassius auratus (goldfish) is the source of this 5056-nucleotide messenger RNA. It is a transcript of the gene pias1a, whose product is annotated as protein inhibitor of activated STAT, 1a. The record is from RefSeq and is a predicted model, not a curated record. Gene Ontology annotation, cellular component: chromatin. Gene Ontology annotation, biological process: protein sumoylation; regulation of transcription by RNA polymerase II. The coding region runs from base 755 to 2734 and encodes 659 amino acids. Lineage: Eukaryota; Metazoa; Chordata; Actinopteri; Cypriniformes; Cyprinidae. The transcript has 14 exons. Gene Ontology annotation, molecular function: zinc ion binding; SUMO ligase activity; transcription coregulator activity.